GACCUUAAACUUCAAAAGGUUCACCCAUUCCUCUUCUUCAUACCUCCACCCCUUUGCAAUAAUACCAGUCCACCUUCCGCAGGUACAAGACACUAUUUGGUGUUAAUUGACUACAACUUGGUUCGACUUCUUUUACCUUCUUUGAUCUGGUGCAAGUUUAGCAAAAUUGCGACAAUGUCGAUACGCGGUAAUGCAGGGUAUGGUUUAGGUGGGCAGAACUCAUUCGGAGGAGGAUCAAGUAUGGGUGGUAUGGAUAAACAGAGCGAAUCUGGUACUCUGGAUGCGAUCAGAGAACAAACAAGCAAGAUUGAGGAUUUCUUGGAUACAUUGAGUGAUCCUGUUAAGCCAUAUUUGCCAGCCAUCGGACGAUUCCUGAUUGUCGUUACAUUCCUGGAGGAUGCAUUGAGAAUAAUUACACAAUGGAGCGACCAACUAUUAUAUCUGCAUGAUUACCGACACAUCCCAAGCGGUCUUACACAUCUCUUCCUGAUCGUUAACGUACUCGCAAUGGUCUCAUGCUCCACACUAGUCAUCACACGAAGAUACUCGGAUUACGCUGUUGGUGGAUUGAUUGGCGUAGUAGUCGUACAAGCUCUUGGAUACGGUCUUAUCUUCGAUCUCAACUUCUUCCUCCGAAACCUUUCGGUCAUGGGUGGUCUAUUGAUGGUUUUGUCCGAUUCAUGGGUCCGCAAAUCAAAGGCUUUUGCUGGUCUCCCGGAAAUUGACGAGAAGGACCGCAAGAUGUACUUCCAGCUUGCUGGUCGUGUCUUGUUGAUCUUCCUCUUCGUCGGAUUCGUUUUCAGUGGCACCUGGAGUGUUUGGAGAGUGAUUGUGGCACUUUUCGGUCUCGUUGCAUGUGUCAUGGUUGUUGUGGGCUUCAAGGCAAAGUUCAGUGCUAUCAUGCUUGUGCUUAUCUUGAGUGUUUUCAACGUAUUGGUAAACAACUUUUGGACUCUUCACGAACACCACCCCCACAAGGACUUCGCAAAGUACGAUUUCUUCCAAAUUCUAUCUAUCGUAGGAGGUCUCCUCCUCCUUGUCAACAGCGGACCAGGAAAAUACUCCAUCGACGAGAAGAAGAAGGUCUACUAAACUUCGGUGGUGAGGUUGGAACGAGAGCAGGGGAGUGAAGGUUCAGGAAAAAGCAAACAGCGAGCCGUGCAUUUAGGGCGGAGUUCAAUUUGAUGAGGGAAAGUUUUCUAUUAUUGUUAUCGUUUCUUCCUCCAAGGGGAGAUUCAGCGGAUUGGGCGGUUUACUUUAAGUAUAGCGUCAACAUCUUCUGACUGUAAAUCUCAGAGCUGGCAAUCUACAAAGUAUAUGAAUGACUUAUGAGCCAAAUAUGUUUCCUGCAUGUUUCAAUAGAAUGAAUGAACUAUUGUUUCGAGGUCGGGCCAUCAACAUGACUCGAAACAACAUAGUACUAUUAGCACAUCCUAAAGAGGCUGCACUCUAUCAUAAAGAAAGCCUUAAGAAUAGAUUCCUUCGUAUUCA
Messenger RNA from Botrytis cinerea B05.10, 1491 nucleotides. RefSeq names its product Bcerv29 (gene Bcerv29). Gene Ontology annotation, cellular component: membrane; endoplasmic reticulum; endoplasmic reticulum-Golgi intermediate compartment. The transcript is spliced from 4 exons. NCBI's taxonomy places the organism in Eukaryota, Fungi, Ascomycota, Leotiomycetes, Helotiales, Sclerotiniaceae. Bases 175 to 1092 code for a protein of 305 amino acids. The record is from RefSeq and is a predicted model, not a curated record. Gene Ontology annotation, biological process: Golgi organization.